This is a messenger RNA of Ictalurus furcatus (blue catfish), 3615 nucleotides long. RefSeq names its product angiopoietin-like 5 (gene angptl5). The record is from RefSeq and is a predicted model, not a curated record. The transcript is spliced from 8 exons. The coding region runs from base 443 to 1612 and encodes 389 amino acids. Lineage: Eukaryota; Metazoa; Chordata; Actinopteri; Siluriformes; Ictaluridae.
GGGCAAUAAUGAGGGCCAAGGAAAGCAACGUCCGUUUUUGCUGACGUUCCAGCUUACAAUGUUAACUUUACAAAAUCAGGCUGGACCCUGCUGUGCUCCUGGAAGGAAUGCGUUUUACGUAUGCUCCUCUUUGAGCCCUGCUGCUUUCCACCGCUUACAUGGCAGUCCGAAGUAUCACAUUUCCAUCCAACAUCUGGUUUUCAUAGCUCAUACAGGAUGUUGUCAAAGUGCAAUAAAACAACAGUGGUUUACAAUUGCUAUUGUGUAGAUUGUGGACAGAAAAAGAGAAAAUUUGUGGUGAUCUAGGCAAUCCUUCUUUUGUUGUUCUGUGGCCAAAGAGGCAGUCUCAGACCAUACGGCUUCUCAGUCUCUUCACCUCUCAUUGAGAGGUGUUCGGCUUCAUGCGUUCACUGAGCUCAGCAUAAUUCGUCACUCAGCAAACAUGAUUUGGAUCACCUUGUUUUGGCUUUAUAUGUUCUCAGAUCUUUUUGCAUUACCCAACAUGACUGUGGACAUAAAGAGUGCCGUACUUGAUGAACCUGUGACGUUAGCUGAGGACUUUGAGGAUGCGUUUCUACAGAGCCAGAAAGAACACAGUGUCAGAAAUAUCAAUAGAGAAAAGUGCACAGUGCCAUGUGAGAUGACCGCAAAACUCAUGCAGGAUGAGAAGCAUUCUUGGUGCAGCAACGUCCAGCAUGCCAUGACAACAUAUAGCAGGAGCACCAGAAAGCUGAUCCGAGAUUUAAUUGAUGAGCAGCAGAAGACUCUGGAAUUCCUCUCUAACCAGGUAAUGGAACUUACAACCAAAGUCCACAGUCUCAGUUUAGAUGUGCAGAGGAGCAACAGCGAGAUGUUUUCUGUGAAGCCCAUGCAUGCUCAUGGUAGAGACUGCAGUGACAUAAUGGAAUCACUAGAGGCAGUAACACCAAAAAUUCCAAGUGGAGUUUAUAUUAUUCAGCCUGAAAACUCUGAGCUAUUGUUUGAGGUAUUCUGUGAGAUGGAUUACAUGGAAGGAGGCUGGACGGUCAUCCAGAGGCGGACUGAUGGCCUGACUGACUUUAAACGUGCAUGGUCAAGCUACCUGGAUGGAUUUGGACCCCUACCAGGAGAACAUUGGCUCGGUUUGAGGAAAGUGCACAGUAUUGUGGGUCAGAAGAACACACGCUUUAAGCUUCACAUAUCCUUCGUCUCUCAAGAUGACUCCACCGCAUAUGCCUCUUACGACAACUUCUGGCUUGAAGAUGAGAGCAAAUUCUUUGCAGUUCAUCUCGGCAGAUACGCUGGUAGUGCAGGUGACGCUUUCAGAGGAUAUGAGCAAGAGCAGAAUCAGGACACGGCACCUUUCAGCACCUCAGAUGUAGAUAAUGAUGGCUGCAUUCCUUUCUGCACUUUUGAUGGCAAAGCCGUGGAGAGCUGCAGUGUGCAGCACAACAACACAGGCUGGUGGUUUAAUCAGUGUGGCCAGGCGAACCUCAACGGCUCACCGCUGGAUCAAGAUCGCUCUACUCAGCCGCACCUUCACUGGGACACGUGGACUAAGAACGGAGAACCUGUCAGUAUCAAGUCAGUAACAAUGAAGAUCAGGAGAGUUGAAGGCUCAAAUCUGAAAUAAGCUUUUCAAGAUUGUAAAGUUGGAAGAUUGUGGAACGGUUCAUUAAUUAUCUAUCAGAAUGCACUUUAAUUAAAUAAACAUACCAAAGUCAAAAAUACUGAUGUGUAAAAGGCAUAUCUUUAAACAACAUUAAAAUAUUUAUCCAAUAUUCCUCUUCCUGAACUGAAAUGUAACUAUUAGUCAUGAAGGCUAUUCUGUUUAAAGAAACUAGAAGCUAUAGAAUUCUAUUUGUAGUGCUAUGGAUUUGUGCUGGAUGAUGAAGCACAUUGUUUAGCAAAUAUUCUUUUUCAUUUUGUCAUUUUGAAUUGUUGCACGUCAAGGGUACAUAAUUCGCAGAGUCUGUGGCUGUUUGAACAUCAUUCUGAUCUGAAACUUCUUGGUGAGCACUAAAAAAUUAUUAAAAAAGAAUUAUCCCUCUGAGCAGUUUCACACAUGAAUCAAACUAACUUAAUAGAAGGUGAUUCUUUUAAUAUUAAUGCACACCCUGAAUUGAUAUAUUUCUCCUUUACAACAGCAAUUUGCCAAGCACACUAUACUUUUUUUCCCCAUUUAUUGCAAAACAAGUUAGCUCUUGUUAUCACUUAUGUUAUAGCAGCUAUAAACAGUUGUUCUAUCACCAGCCUACUUUGUUCUCUCUUGAAGACAGUGAGACCCCACAAAGUCGUCUGUUCUGAAUAAUAUCCUAGGGAAAUUAUAAAACUUAAGAUAGAAAAGUAAGUUAGAAAGUUAGAAAACCUACUGACUGUUAGAAAACGCUGACACUGGAGACCCUUUCCAAUAAUUGUAUUGAAAAUUAAUCAACACCUACUGACCAAUCAUAUUCAAGAAUUAAGCAGUGAUGUGGCCUAAAAUAACUUAAACCAUACUAAUGUGGGUGGUCGGUUAUUUCUGUUAAUCUGUUAACCUGGCAGACAAGUGAAAGUGGCUGCAUAGUGUGUGGCCCUCGAGUGGCAUCGCUGUCCUAAUGUAAAUACAUCAGUAGUUAUCUGUGUACAUUAAACCGUCUGUACUGUGUCUAUUCAGAGCACUGAAAUCAUUUUGUCCUUUCAGAGACUAAACAAAACACCAGAGCUCCAGGGAAACACCAUAUGUACAGUCCAGAAAUGUCAAAUACCAUGCAGGACACCUGUACCCCAGUGAAGACCAAUAUGCAGAGACAUCCAUUACAGGGCCAGUCUGGCCUGACAUGAAUUAGAUUAGGCAUUUCUAAACAGAUGUUGCUAUUGGUCUGAUUUUGGCCUGUUUUAUACGUAAUUUUUUGUCAGUAUUACCUUUGGCAGCACAUAUGCUAUAUGGCCAAAAGAUUGUGGACACCUGCCCAUCACACCCAUAUGUGGGCCUACCCCAAAAUCUUGCCAGAAAGUAUGAAGCACACGAUUGUCUAGGAUGUCUUUCUGUGCUGUAGCAUUUACAUUUCCCCUUACUGGAUUUAAGGGGUCACGGUUGGUGUGGAACUAGUACUUAAAUGGCCUGCACAUAGUCCUGACCUCAACCCCACUGAACAUCUUUGGGAUGAACUAUAAUGCUGACUUUGCCCCAGGGCUCCUUGCCCAACUUCAGUGCCUGACCUCAGUAAUGCUCUUGUUGCUGAAUGGGCAAAUCCAAAAUCCAAAUCCAAUUCCAAAAUGUAGUGGAAGGACUUCCUAGAACAGUGGAGGUUAACAACAGCGAAAGGAAAACUGCUAAAUCCGUAAUGGGAUAUCCGACAAGCAUAUAUAUGCAAAUGAUGGUCAGGUUUCCACGAACCUUCAGCCAAAUAGUUUAUGAUCAUGCUUUCACUGAAAAACAUUUAAAAGCUCUUUCACUUGAAGCUAUAUGAUGGAAUUUAAUGUAUAUGUUGUUUUCUUUUGAGAGUAAUAUUUUUCUUUCUUAAUGCCUUUCUUCAUUUGAAAAUGUACAUUAAAAACCCUAUGUGACACUUACCAGUGUUUGAAGUGUGAUGAUACUCCCAGCAACUCCCAUCAAAUAUGUCUUUCUGAAGUCUUCUUAUCUACUGGGGACCU